Brassica oleracea var. oleracea is the source of this 711-nucleotide messenger RNA. Its product is annotated as putative clathrin assembly protein At1g25240. Gene Ontology annotation, molecular function: phosphatidylinositol-4,5-bisphosphate binding; clathrin heavy chain binding; 1-phosphatidylinositol binding. NCBI's taxonomy places the organism in Eukaryota, Viridiplantae, Streptophyta, Magnoliopsida, Brassicales, Brassicaceae. Gene Ontology annotation, cellular component: clathrin-coated vesicle; clathrin-coated pit. Gene Ontology annotation, biological process: vesicle budding from membrane; clathrin coat assembly; clathrin-dependent endocytosis. The record is from RefSeq and is a predicted model, not a curated record.
UUGGAUUCUGUUAACCAAGAGCUGGAGAGGAUUCAGAAACUUCAGUCUCUUCUCCGUAUGCUUCUCCAAAUCCGUCCAAUGGCUGAUAACAUGAAGAAGACUCUUAUCAUUGAACCCAUGGACUGCCUAGUGAUCGAGAUAUUUGACAUCUAUGGAAGAAUCUGCAGCGCUAUAGCCAUAGCCAAGCUUCUCAUUAAGAUCUAUCCAGCUGCUAUGCCUCUUAAGAUUGUAAAGAAGGCUACAUCUCAAAGAGAAGACCUAGCACUCUACUUUGGUUUUUGCAAAGAGUUUGGGGUCUCAAACGCGCAUGAUAUCCUAAUAUUCGUCAGAAUCUCUGAAAAAGACAUUGAAGCGAUCGAGAAAGUCAUUAAUAAUGGAGUCAGAAAAAAAGAGGAGACAAAGGAGGAGCAUGAUGAAGUAGAGGAAGAGAAAGGUAUCAUAUUAAUAGAGAGACCAGAGUUCCAGACUAUCAUAAGCGAUAAAUGGGAACUUUUUGAAGACGCUACUUUCACAUGUAAGGAUAUCAAAUAAACUGAUCAACAUAGAUUGUAUAACGUGGAUCCGAGUUCUUUGCCUCUUAUAGUUAUGGAAGAGCCAGUUUACUUUUCUCACACGUUACCAGAUUUAAUCACCUUUUCUAAUUGCAACUUGAUCAGAUUCAUUUUUUAUUCCUUGGCCUAUUUGAGAAUCCUUGUCAAAUAUGGACGUUAA